AACCGCACUCGAAAAGGUCAAAACUUUAACGAGAUCAUACUGUGCAUAUACUCGCAGUUUAUGGAGAAAGAAGUGCGCCAAUGGCAGCAUAUAUACAAGGCGCUCCAACUGCUUGAGUACCUCGUCAAGCAUGGUAGCGAGCACGUCGUCGACGACGCCUGCUCGCACAUCUCAGCCAUCAAGAUGCUCUGCAACUUCCACUACAUAGACAACAAAGAGAAAGACCAGGGCAUAAAC
This is a messenger RNA of Heterobasidion irregulare TC 32-1, 237 nucleotides long. RefSeq lists its product as uncharacterized. Gene Ontology annotation, molecular function: clathrin binding; phospholipid binding. Lineage: Eukaryota; Fungi; Basidiomycota; Agaricomycetes; Russulales; Bondarzewiaceae. The annotation marks the transcript as partial. The transcript is spliced from 2 exons. The record is from RefSeq and is a predicted model, not a curated record. Gene Ontology annotation, biological process: endocytosis; Golgi to endosome transport. Gene Ontology annotation, cellular component: plasma membrane; endosome; clathrin vesicle coat.